This is a messenger RNA of Temnothorax curvispinosus, 706 nucleotides long. It is a transcript of the gene mRpL17, whose product is annotated as 39S ribosomal protein L17, mitochondrial. Gene Ontology annotation, biological process: translation. The record is from RefSeq and is a predicted model, not a curated record. Lineage: Eukaryota; Metazoa; Arthropoda; Insecta; Hymenoptera; Formicidae. Gene Ontology annotation, cellular component: mitochondrial large ribosomal subunit; ribosome. The transcript is spliced from 3 exons. Bases 66 to 605 code for a protein of 179 amino acids. Gene Ontology annotation, molecular function: structural constituent of ribosome.
CAAACGUCGGCCAUGAGGCCUAUGAAGCGAAUUUCUGCCGGAGUCCGGAGUAAACAUUGGCGAAGAUGAAUCAAGCGAACAUCGAGCAUCUAGUGUCCAAAUUGAGAUACAAUGUCAAACCACGUCGGAGGUUCUCAAAUCCCGACGGUCCGGAGGGACGCCUUCGCAAAUUCCAGAAAACCUUGACGGCGUUGAUCAGAUACGAGCGACUCGAGUUGAAUUAUAGAAGGGCCGACGAGACCAGAGGUUAUGUUGACCAGCUGAUAUCCGAGGCGAUACGUCAUGGACCUGCUCACAAGGAGACGAUGGACAUGGCUAACUUCUGGAUAAUCGAGAAGGAACUGGUGCACAAGCUGUUCAAAGUUCUUGUGCCGAGGUAUCAAAAUUAUACCACCUCGUUCACAAAAAUUCACAAAGCGCCACAUAUAUAUCCAGAACAGUACUACGAGAGGGCAAUUCUAGAACUCAGAGGCAACAUAUACCCAAGCGUAGAACAGUACAAUCCACACGAACGAAAUUUACUUCAUAAUCUAUUACUCGAUGCGGCAAAGAAGGAAUAUAGGAUGGAAAAGUAUAAAGAAGUCGCGGACAAUAUAAAACAAUAGAAACGAAAGGCAAGGAGAGUCUGUUAAGGAGUGUUCUUAUACAGUGUUCUGUUAAUUAUUUAGGACUUUAUAUUAUUAAAAUAAAAGAGUAUAAAAAUUCA